AUGAGCUGUGGCUCCAAGCAGACCUCUAAAAGCUGCCACCGAGGGAGCAGCGGUGGCAGUGCGAGCGGCAGUGGUGGUGGAGGGGGCAGCAAGUAUUCCUCUGCCUCCACACGAAGAUACACUGCUAGGACAAGCGGUGGCGGCAGGUUUUCUGGUGGCAGUUGUGGUGGAGGAAGCUCCAGAAGCAGCUACGGGGGGGCAGCGAGCAGUGGGAGCUAUGGAAGGAUCAGGCACUGCAGUUACGGAGGGAGAAUGAGCGGCGGCAGCUGCAGAGGAGGAGGGGGGGGCGGAUAUUUUGGAGGGGGAAUGAGUGGUGGCAGCUACGGAGGUAUGAGCGGUGGUGGUUACGGAGGAGGAAUGCGCUGUGGUAGCAUGGGAGGAGGCUUUGGAUCAGCCAGGAGCGGGUUUGGUGGUGGUUAUGGAGGAAGCUUUGGUGGAGGCGGUGCUGGUUUCAGUGGAGGCAGAUUUGGCAGCGGUGGCAGCUUUGGCGGCGGUGGCUUUGGUGGAGGGAGCAUGGGAAUUCUGUCCAACGACGAAAAGCUGACCAUGCAGAACCUGAAUGACCGCCUGGCUUCCUAUCUGGAUACGGUCAGAAAUUUGGAAAAGGAAAAUGCUCAGCUUGAGCAUUUAAUCAGGGAGUGGUACCAGAAGCAAGGCCCUACUGGUAGAAAGGACUACAGUCACUAUUAUGGAGAAAUCGAAGACCUUCAAAAUCAGCUUGUGACUGCAGCUGUGGAAACCAACAGGAUACUUUUGGACCUGGAUAACACAAGGAUGACUGCAGAAGACUUCAGGAUAAAGUAUGAGACAGAGUAUGGGCUCCGGCAGAACGUGGAGGCUGACAUCAACACCCUGCGACCCUUGUUGGAUAAUCUGACUCUGAGCAGGUCUGACCUGGAGAUGCAAUUUGAGUCCCUGAAGGAGGAGAUGAUUAGCCUCAAGAAGAACCAUGAGGAGGAAAUUAAAUCACUGCAAACCCAAUCUGGUGGUGAUGUGAAUGUGGAGGUCAAUGCUGCUCCAGGAGAGGAUCUGCUGAAGAAACUGAACGAUAUGAGACAAGAAUAUGAACAUAUUAUUCAGAAAAACCGUGAAGAGGUUGAAAGGUGGUAUGAGAGCAAGAUGGAGGAAGUGAGUCAACAAGUCCACUCAAGUGGUCAGGAACUGGAAUCAAGCAACCAGCAGAUCUCUGCACUGAGACGUGACUAUCAGAGCCUGGAAAUCGAGCUGCAGUCUCAGCUCAGCAUGGUACGGUCUUUGCAAUCCAACCUGGAAGACACGGAACGUCGCUACAACAUGCAGCUGCAGCAGAUCCAGAGCAUGAUCGGCCCCUUGGAGGAGGAGCUGGCCAGCAUCCGCUGCGAGAUGGAGAGCCAGAACGAAGAGUACAAGAUGCUGCUGGGCAUCAAGACCCGCCUGGAACAGGAGAUCGCUCAGUACCGCGCACUGCUGCAGGAGGGACAGCAUGGCAUCGGCUCGUCACAGGGAGGAGCUGGUGGCGGAUCCUCAGGAGGAGGGGGCCACGGAGGAAUUAGCUGGUCUUCUGGGAGAGGAAGCAGUGGAGGAGGAAGCAGAGGUGCUGAAAACCUGAAGCUCUGCCUGGAAGGGAACAAAACACUGGAGAGAGGAGCAACAAUGGAGGAAGUGUCCGAGGCCAUAAAAACUAUAAGAUCAGAAGAUGCUGGAGUCAUGAGCUGUGCUGUUUCACUCCGAGGGAGGCAUCACCUGCUGGAGGAGGUUGAGAAACGCCGAUCGAGUGGGAGACCGUGGGAAUGGGAAUCCUGA
This is a messenger RNA of Cygnus atratus (black swan), 1782 nucleotides long. RefSeq names its product keratin, type I cytoskeletal 15-like. Lineage: Eukaryota; Metazoa; Chordata; Aves; Anseriformes; Anatidae. Gene Ontology annotation, molecular function: structural molecule activity. The record is from RefSeq and is a predicted model, not a curated record. Gene Ontology annotation, cellular component: keratin filament. The transcript has 9 exons. Bases 1 to 1782 code for a protein of 593 amino acids.